Racocetra persica is the source of this 323-nucleotide messenger RNA. The record is from the annotation of a GenBank genome assembly. NCBI's taxonomy places the organism in Eukaryota, Fungi, Glomeromycota, Glomeromycetes, Diversisporales, Gigasporaceae.
GUAGAGGGUCAUACUGGGCUUUAGACUUCAGUGCUGUUGAAACUGAACCAUGUCAUAACAAAAGAUCUUUGAAACAAUAUUACCUUCUAGCACAAGGGCUUGAAGGUAAUGCAAGCAUCUCACAACAAACAAUGUCUUAUACCAGUGCUAGCAUUAGUAAUAUUGCAGCUUAUGAUACUAAUAGCCAUGUUCAUGUGGAUGAGCAUAAUGCUACCGCUUUUAGCGAAUAUAGUAUGCAUCAAAUUUAUUAUCUACAGAUAUCAAUAUAUCUAACAGAUAUUAAUACAGCAGCUAGAUUAGUUAAACGAUUAAGGAUUAAAUAA